UGUCACGAUGCCGGCGUUUCGCGAUUGGAAGCUGCGGUCGACGCGCCAAGCAUCGUGCUCGACUCAACUCGCUGGCUAGCGGUCCCACCCGCAGACUAACAGACGAGAACAAUGGGCCCGCCCGGGGACGUGUCCGCACCCUGCAGUCCUAAGGGCAGCGCGAUUGAACGUCAGUUCCAACAUCUGGGCUGGUGUUCCCAUCAGUUCCGUCGACUGCAACAGGAACGCAGCUCCGGGACCCUGCACUACCUCAGCACCCUCGACCGCCGCAACUGCCGCCCCAACAACCAUAUCACGUGCAUAGACCAGCCCUGCUGUGUUGCCAACAACGUACAUGCAGCGACAUACGUGACAAAGCACACACAAACGUGCUCGGGCACAUGCUCGUUCGUUGGCGUCGACUACAAUCAUGUCGUUGACAUCAUCGACGCUGGUGGAGUCCCCAUCGUUGGCAUCCACCUCGAUCCUACGCCCACCACGGGGGACCCCGUUCUGCACCUGACUGUCACGCCCCGAGCCAUCUCCACACGCUACACGGUCAUUUCGCACGUCUGGUUUGAUGGACUGGGCAAUCCCUCUGCCAACGCCCUCCCGGCAUGUCAAAUCCAACGUCUGUACACACAGCUGGUGUCCCUGCCGCGCGAAUAUGAAUCCGGCGUUUUCUCCGUAGCAUCUCUGCAGGUAGACUGGUCUCGUGGGAGUUUUGUGCGUAACCCUGAACGCCAGCCGCCGUUGUUUUGGAUGGACACUUUAUGCAUUCCUGUUGACCCAAAGCACGAACACCUUCGAAAGAAAGCAAUCAACCAGAUGGCGUCCAUCUAUGCUGCAGCUAUUCGGGAGCUCGUGCUGGAUGCAGAACUGAUGCAGUAUGAGGCAGCCACGAGUUCGGCACUGGGGAUACUCGCGCGCGUGGCAUGCUCAGCGUGGAUGACGCGCAGUUGGACAUUGCAAGAGGGCGUGUUGGCGCGGGAGUGCAUCUUCCAGUUCAAAGACUGCGCUGUCGACCCGAUGCACGAGUGGUGUCAGCAUGGACCCAGACCAGGAGUGCCGGCUGCAGCCCGAGGCGUGAGCUUUCCACUCCCUACGGAUGAGGAGAAUUGGGCUGUGUAUGUGGAGCUGUACGAUAUGCUGUGGAAUACCUUGCAUCAGGACUGGAAGAGCAAGUACCAUAAAAGCCCGCGUCAAACGAAGGCAGGGAACUUUCAGCGUCUGCGUGGCGGGAACAUUACGGGCCACACCCUCACUCUCCCUCCCAUCCAAGGCCUCUCGAAUCGGGGCGCGAGUGGCCUAGACGAGACAGAUCACUUCACGAUGGAAUUAGGAGAGGCAACCAGACUGAAGCAGCUGGUCGAUACGUGGAAUGAGCUUGCGCAUCGCUCGACUACAAUGCCAGAAGACUUGCACAUCAUAAUCGCCAAUCUUUUAGACUUCAACGCUGGAAGUAUUUUGAGUAUACCAGCGCGCGAAGAGCGCAUGAGGGCUAUGAUUCUGAGCUUCAACUCACUCCCCGUUUCGCUGUUCUGGAACACUGGACCGAGGUGGCGUGGUGAUGGUGGUGCAGAUACUGGAAGCAAUAAUCGAUGGAUUCCCACCGAGCCAAGCAAGAGUAAAUUAUCUCUAACACCGGUGAUGGAAGUCACUGCCGAGUGGCUCAAGUUGGAUCUUCAGCCUGGAAUGAGAGGCACGCAGGUUGCUCUCCUACACGAGAACGGAGUCAGCAUCGCCGAGCAGAUGAGUUUUGUGUGCUCGAUUUCACCACAGCGCGCGUAUCAUGUGACAAUACUUGACAGCCAAAGUGAAAGAGACCAAGGGGCUGCCGAUGUCAGUACCCCUCACUACCUCAUCACUGAGCAGUCCACAGAAGCGACCACCAAACUGAUCAAAGGUGCCCUGUUCCGCGGUAUCCACUCUCCUGGACUGGAUACAGACGGCGUAGUCAAGCUCUCAUAUGCGUGCCCCGUUACUCUGCGCCCCCUCCAGAGAGACCUCAACGCAGCCGAGCAGCACGUCGUAGCCGAGUAUCUCUCGUGCAAUACAGAAGUAUCGGUGAAAUACGACCCCAUCCCCAACUUCACCCGCCACCCGCGCCGCAUCCAACGCGGCUCCUGCACCCAAGGCGGCGUGGCAAUAAUCAUGCUCCUCCCGAUCCCCACCGUCCUCGGUCUGCUCUGCCUGCUCCUCUUCAUCGUCACGCUCGCGCGCCCCCCGCACGCCUUUACUCCCACCGCCAAAGGGCUGCUCGCUGCCUUUGUCGUGCUGUACGUAGGCUGCACGCUGGUGGGCUUGGCGUGGCUGUUCUUCGUCGAGACCGUCAUGUAUCGCAUGUGGCUCGCGUCGUUUGAGACUGCGUGGGUGCCCGAAGAGGAGCGCGGGUGGUGGGCGAGGUACAUGGCAUUUGAGCGGUGGCUGGGGCGGGUGGAGCGCGCGGUGUAUACGUGUGUGAGGAGGGGUGUGAGGGCACUGUGGAAGUAGAGAGGGUGUGUUCAGAUGUUAUGAUUUUAUUGAUGAAGCACGAAAAACAGGGGUAUAUCGCGAAAAAUCUCACAAAACAGGUCAAGGCCCUCUGCCUGUGGCACAAAAGUCGUCACGUACUUGUUGCAGCAAAGUAUAUUCCGAGGAGUUCAGAUGUUAUAGAAGGGGGGAUGA
Messenger RNA from Boeremia exigua, 2646 nucleotides. RefSeq lists its product as uncharacterized. The coding region runs from base 112 to 2472 and encodes 786 amino acids. The transcript has 2 exons. The record is from RefSeq and is a predicted model, not a curated record. Lineage: Eukaryota; Fungi; Ascomycota; Dothideomycetes; Pleosporales; Didymellaceae.